CUUACGUACAAUGUAUAUGUCGAUAUGUAAACUUCAGACGAGCUCGAGUCCGUCCUCGCGGCCGUCCAUUAGACAUCACAGGCGUGGCCCGAAGCAAAACUCGCAGCCGCAGUCCCGUCUCGUUCAAUCACAGAAUUGGAUAUCGAGCCCGAGAUCCCAUCGAACCUAGGAGAGGGUCGGACAACGAAGGCGGGGAAUCUGAGGAUGAAAGUGAGGACACACGCCAAAGCUGCGCCAUGAUAUCGCAAGUUGAUUACGAUGCAAUUUGCAAUCCGACAGCCCCAGCAACCACACAGUCAGAAAUUCGCCGAGUUCUUGACAAGAUUGACUGUAACGGUGCCAAUUUUCUCAAUUUGGACUAUCUGUUUAUUCCUUACUACGAAGACACUAUGAACCAUUUCUGGCUCAUGGGCAUCGCCCCGAAACAGAAGUUCUGCUUCCUGAUCGAUUCGUGUCCUUUUGAUCACUGGGACGAUCCUAUCCAGGGAAUGAGAGAUAUCAUCAUAAACCAGACAUUAAGUUUACCCGGUGCAAGUCUGAAGACCGCCUGGCCUCUAUACGGACAAUGGUCGCAACGCACGGCAACAGACGACGGCAGUCCCGAUGCUCCGCAGCAGUCAGAUAGCUAUAAUUGUGGCGUAUUCACCGUCACAAACACUUUCUGUUUGGCUUUCGGCUAUGAUAUCUUGUGCUAUAGCCAAGAGGACCUGCCGAAACUUAAACGGCGAAGGAUGACGGCUGAGCUGCGAAAUGGAGGCUUCGGAGCAAAUAACAAGUUUCACUAUCCUUUACUUGAUCUGCCUGGAAAUACUUAUAGUCUUCUUGAUACCAGCCGGAAAGCCGAUCAGUAUUACAAAGAUCGUAACUUGUCGGUUCCGAGGAGUAGUGGCAGGACUUCCUCGCCGCCGAGACCAGAUCUAUCCUACCGUCCUCCUCCUUUCCUGGCGCCAAAUUUCGAUCCUAUGGACACUGCAGAUCCUGACGAUGAUCCACAACAAAUGGGAUUUGAGCCUCCUGUAUGGGACCCCACCGUCAAGACCAGGACACAGCUCAAGCGCAUCAAAAAGUUGGAUGUUCCGAAGAACUUGGACAAGUACCAAGAAACCGAAAUCUUGGAAGCUCUUGGUAGCAAUCAACGCUGCUCGGCUCUCGAUCCUAGGAGCGAUCCCGAUACAAGGUCCGAAAGCUCAGAUGAUGGAACAAAUGAUGGUUGUGAUUCCGAUACCGACGACCAAAGUGGGCCAGUUACACCUCGGCCUAUCCCGACGUCGAACGAGCUUUUCGUUGCUGCAAGAAAGCUACUAGACGGAGCUGACUGUGCGGCCAAGACGGCGUAUAUGAAGCGCCUGUUGGAAAUGGACGAUCGUCCCUGGCCACCUCAAUUCAACUAAAGACUUCACCGAAAAGCAGGGUUCAUAUAUACCAAUGUUUCUUUACCGCCAGGAGCCGGCGAAAUCGCACCAUCCUCAAGGAAACAUCUGAAGGAUGCAUGCAUUAACUUUCCUCUCAGGGGUCGUAAAGAAUUGAAGAAGUGGAGAGCAGAACCAAUAGCUGCAGCAAGGCAAUGGGCAGAGAGUGAGAUGAGCGCUUUCAUGGCGAGGGCGUUGGAUGAGGUGAAGACGAAGCCGUUUCCCAGGAUUGGGAGAGGGUAUACCAAUCACAAGCCUAGCCUAGAUGCGAGUUUAGCAG
Messenger RNA from Mollisia scopiformis, 1689 nucleotides. RefSeq lists its product as uncharacterized. Gene Ontology annotation, molecular function: cysteine-type peptidase activity. The record is from RefSeq and is a predicted model, not a curated record. Gene Ontology annotation, biological process: proteolysis. Lineage: Eukaryota; Fungi; Ascomycota; Leotiomycetes; Helotiales; Mollisiaceae. The coding region runs from base 237 to 1391 and encodes 384 amino acids. The transcript has a single exon.